Sporisorium graminicola is the source of this 4341-nucleotide messenger RNA. RefSeq lists its product as uncharacterized. The transcript has a single exon. The record is from RefSeq and is a predicted model, not a curated record. The coding region runs from base 1 to 4341 and encodes 1446 amino acids. Lineage: Eukaryota; Fungi; Basidiomycota; Ustilaginomycetes; Ustilaginales; Ustilaginaceae.
AUGAAUUCACUUUCACCGUUACAGCAUUUAGAGACAGCGGCUGAGUCGGCAGCUCAGCCAACGUCGUCUCCCAUCAUCGAUGCCAGCCAAACACCGCCGUCUUCAGAUGCCGCUAACGUUACCUCCACAAGCAACAUCAGCGGUGGUAGCGCACCUCAGACCGAUCCUGUUGCAAGCACACGACAACGGGCGAGGCCGAGCGCAUCCUCUGUUGACGAUGCCGAUCAAGUAGAAAAGCAACAGCAGUCGCAACCUUCAACAGCCAGUUCCCAGGAUGACUCCAACAAUGGCAAACGCAAACCUCAACCUCCGAGCGCCGCCAAGAGGAACUGGAGACGUUUCGCCAAGCUCGUCGGCCUCGAUCCUCUCCCUGGCCUCAUCAGCUGGCUACCGCCUUGCUUUACAUGGUCCAAACUCAAGCCCGUCAUCCGUUCCGCGCUGCUCGCCUGGAUUUGCAUGCUCAUCUUCCUCAUCAACCCCUCGGAGCGCGCGCUUGGAAGCGCCUCAUUCCUCAUUCUUGUCGGCUGUUUCAUUCAGCCUGCCGAAGCACCUCUGGCUGCUGUCGUCGAACGCGAGUUCUUUACGCUGCUGUUUGUCUGCUUUGCUUGGGCCUAUUCCAUUAUCGCCACAGCCAUCGCCCACGCCGUGCGCACCAACAAGCUCACCAAAGCUGAAACCAGCAUACAACGUGUCAUCCGAGGCGACUACAUCGAAGCACGCCCCAGCAUCGUGUGCGCCGUCUUCCUCUCGGUCGGCUCGGCUGUGGCUUUGUACAUCAAGAUCCGCUUCGGUCCCAGUCCCUUCCUUUUCGCGAGUGUCUUGAGCUGCAUUCUCUUGAACAUCUGCCUGACUUAUGCACCGCUCUACCCCUAUGCAUUCUACUCGCUGGGUCAAUCGGUCGUCCUCCCUCUUGCCGCCAAAGCCGCGGUCAACAUCGCUCUCAGCAUCCUCUUUUUUCCCAAAUCCGUCAACUCGCAGUUCCUCGAACGUCUCGUUGCCGUGCUCAACCCCAUCGCAGAUGCUUGCGGCGAUCAAGUUAAGCUUUUGCACACUUCGCCGCUGGAUACUCCUUCAACUACGAAUGAAAAGGGCGCAAAUGAAAGCAGAGACGGCUUCGACUUCGAGUGCGUCAAGAACAAGCUUGCCGCUGCCGAAGGAGGUCUGGUGCCCAUGUCCAUGUCUUCGCGUCUUUUGACACGCGAGAUCUCCUUCGGUAUCGCUAAUGGGGACGACCUCAAGGCUUUGGAGCGGCUUACGCGCUCGCUCAUCGCACCCGCUGAUGGAUGGGCUUACUAUUACUCUUCGAUCAAGGCCGACAUCCAGUCAGCGCACUUUCCCAAGACGCCCGUGCCCUCACGUCUGACCACGCCCGCCAUCACACCGGCCAUCACGCCUCGAACAUCUUUUGAACAUUCUCGCGACAAUUCUGAUUUGGGGCAUGCCACUUCCCAUCACACGCAACCCAGAAAUCAAGCACAUCUUUUGCCGACACAGCUGCACCCGCCAUCGCGUCCGCAUUCGCCAGCAGGGGGAGCCGCAGCUGGCACCAGCUCGGCACCAGCUAUAGCUUCACACCAUGACGUAGCACACGCACUACCAUCAGCAUCGGGUUUCUCGACUCCUUACCGCGUAUCGCCUCUACACAGCCAACUCUUCCCGCAAGACGCUGCGUCUGGCGCCGCCACUUUCCGUCAACUCGACGAGCAUCCUUCGGUGCAACCAGGAAACGAGCUCUCUUCUUCUCGAUUCCGCAAGAUGGCCCGCUCCAUCGCCAACUCCCGCGCUUCUUCGCCGCGUCGCUCGAACGCCAAUCACAGCUCGUCCGACAAGCGCGAUCACCACCACCACUAUGCUGACAGCCGUUACCAUCAUGCGCUGGAUCGCUCGAACCAAAUGCUGUAUAACUUUGUCCACAAGCGCGAUCCGGCACCCGUGGCCAUCUGGGAGUCGAUCCGCUUCGGCAACUUGGAGACGUACCUUCACACGCCGGCGUCCAACUACAUCACCGAGAUGUUUGCGCGGCUGCUGCGCGAGACAUCGUCCGACCUGCUUACUGCGAAUGCCGAAGCGAUCCGACACAUCGUCGCCUGGUUGAAACACCUCAACUCGCACCGCUACGUCCUUUUGCGAGAUCGCUUCUUCCUCACAGUAGAACAGCGCGCCGAAAAGGGUCGCAAGCAGGCGGAAGAGACGAGCCAGGUGAUUGCAACGGUGCAGGCCAAGCUGUCCGAGUUCAGGCAGUCUCGGCGACUCAAAGUGUUAGAGCCGUACAAGGAUGCUUUGAAGGCGCACCAGGAGGGCGCGCUCAGCAACGACGAGCUGACGACCGAGCUGGAUCUGCGUACGGGUCAAGGAGAGAUUGGCAAAAUUCACCACCGAUAUCUGUACCAGGCGUGGCUGCAUCAAUUCCACACCAUCAACUUCACGGAGAAGAUGCUCGAGCUGCUUUGCGAGUUGGAGACCAUUCAAAGGCAGAGGACGAUGGCGCAGGUUUGGUUCCCACGCUGGCCGCGCAUAUUUUCAGCAGAUGUGUGGCGCAGCUCAUCCGGCGCCGCUCACGAGGCAGAUGAGCCGGAUGACGAUCCGGAGCACAUUCCGGACCUUACCAGCGAUACCCCAAAUGUGUCGAGGCAGCGGAGUCGCGAUUGCCAGACUGGAGGCGGUCAAGGUUCGUCUGGCAGUGGCAGCGGCAACCAGGGCUCAGGCGAAAAAGGCCACGCGACACCGAACGGCGGUCAAGUUCAUGCGCAUUUCGGUAGAGAUGACGGUGACAAUGACAACGGUGCCGCUGAUGGAGCCGUGUUUUUCGAUCCGAUCGUCGACCUUGGUUCUACACGUGCACGAGAUCCAGAUGCGCUCGAUCCGGAAGGCUUCUUGCAGGUUGUGGGUCACACGAUCUCUGUCUGGUCACGAAGAAUUUUCCACGGCAACACGGCAUUCGGCUUCAAAGCUGCCGUGCUCAUCGCACUCGUGUCCCUUCCCGCGUUCAUGAAGUCCACGGCAGGCUGGUGUUACGACAAUCGAGCCAUCUGGGCCAUCUUCAUGGCGCAGCUGACCCUGGCACGUUUCCGGGGCGAGACGGCCUUUGCGCUGUUGUCGCGUAUCAUUGCCACCGUCCUCGGUGCCGUGUUUGCGUUGCUCAUCUGGUACAUCUCCACAGGCGAUGGGCGCGGUAAUGCGUACGGUCUCGGUGCGACGACCGCUGUGGCAUUUCCGUUCUUGAUGCUCUUCAGGAUCUAUUUCCCAGGUCCGCCGAUCACGCCGAUCAUUACGACCGUGACGACGGCGCUCGUGGUCGGGUACAGCUGGAAGGAUGUCACAAAUCCGGUGCCCGGUGCGCCUGGAUUUGGAUGGACGACGGCGUGGAGGAGGUUCGUGACGGUAAUCAUUGGUGUUUCGGCCGCGUACAUCUUCAGUUACUUGCCGCCAACCUCGACGUUGCGGCAGUACCAGAGGUUGUCACAUGCGGCUACAAUUGCCGAGUUGGGCAGGAUCUACUGUGCUGUGGUGGGGAUUGCUAGUCAUCCGCAUCCCCAGCAGUCGGGUGGGUCGUCGUUGACGGGGGCGAGGGCGGUGCAGUCGAGGCCGGGAUCGCGUCGAGCUUCUUUGCACCAGCUCGCGGGCGAGGAGCAAACCUCUUCGGCUCGAAACCAGCAGCAACAACUUCAAGAUCUGGGAGAGCUACAGCUGGUGAAUGCGCACCCGUCGUCGGAGCUGGUGCGCAAACGCAUCAUUGCCAUCCGGGCACGGCUGCGAUGGCUGUCAAUGAUCUCGGUCAACGUUUCUUACGAGUUUUCGCUGCGAGGUCGAUGGCCGGCGGCACGGUAUCGCGAGCUGUUUGACGUGCAGAUGCAGAUCUCGAAGCUGCUGUCGCAUUGUUUGGCGGUAUUUGAGCGGUUGGGACCGGCGUAUUCGAUCGCGCUGCUGCGGAGGACGCGGUUCUUGGACCCUCGGUUCCUGGGUGAUGUGGUCAGCGUCAUCAGCAUGUGCUCUACCGCGCUCAAGACGGGUCAACCUCUACCACAGGUCACGCCCUGCCCACUCGUCGAUCGGUUCAUGGACAACCCGCACGGAUUCAACACAUACCUCCCCGACCGGGGCGCAGGCGGCGGACACGGACAAGCACACGCUACGGACGACAUGCUCGCCAGCCUGCCCGCCAAAAUCACACUCGCCACGCUGCAGGACGCAGAAUACAUGACCUUCUCCGUCGGUGUGGCCACGCUGUUCGGACUGGUGGUGCGCAUCGACAAGCUGUGUGUCGCGGUCAAGGAGCUGGUGGGCGAGAGCUAUGCCGUGCCCAUCGACGUGCAUGGCAUGAUGCAGAGGCGCGAUGGGUGA